UCCCCGCAUGCGUCCUUUGAUUGGCGUGCCGUUGCUUUCACGGAAGCGCUUUCAGGUGGGCAGCUGCAUUUGGAGGAGCGGCGCGUUUCGCGGAGGCCGUCGCUAUGGCUCGAAAUGCAGAAAAAGCUAUGACAGCCUUGGCAAGAUUUCGCCAAGCUCAGCUAGAAGAAGGAAAAGUUAAGGAACGGAGGCCUUUUCUUGCAUCAGAAUGUAACGAAUUGCCUAAAGCUGAGAAAUGGAGACGUCAGAUUAUUGGUGAAAUUUCCAAGAAAGUGGCACAAAUCCAAAAUGCUGGUUUGGGUGAAUUCAGAAUUCGUGACUUGAAUGAUGAAAUCAACAAACUUCUAAGAGAAAAGGGGCACUGGGAGGUCCGAAUAAAGGAACUAGGAGGACCCGAUUAUGCAAGAAUUGGACCCAAAAUGCUUGAUCAUGAAGGGAAAGAAGUUCCAGGAAACAGGGGCUACAAAUAUUUUGGAGCUGCUAAAGAUCUACCUGGUGUCAGGGAGCUUUUUGAAAAAGAACCCCUUCCUCCUCCAAGGAAGACACGAGCUGAACUCAUGAAGGCUAUUGAUGCAGAAUACUAUGGCUACAGAGAUGAGGAUGAUGGUGUUUUGGAACCACUGGAACAGGAACAUGAAAGACAAGUUAUUGCAGAAGCAGUGGAGAAAUGGAGAACAGAGAGAGAAGCACGACUUGCAAGAGGUGACAAGGAAGAAGAGGAGGAGGAAGAAAACAUCUAUGCAGUAAAUGAUGAUGAGUCUGAUGAAGAAAGUGGAAAGGAGAAGGAAGGUGAGGAUAGCCAGCAGAAGUUUAUUGCUCAUGUCCCAGUGCCAUCACAACAGGAGAUUGAGGAAGCUCUUGUCCGAAGAAAGAAGAUGGAACUUCUUCAGAAGUAUGCCAGUGAAGCUCUUAUGGCUCAAAGUGAAGAGGCUAAAAGGCUUCUAGGACUGUAAUAGUUCUUGCGGCAUUUCUGUGUUUGUAAUCUAUCCUAAAACAGUAGAUGACUUUGGGAGGAGCUACUUAAAGCAUUUUGAUUGUGGAGAAAGAAACAUUCUCAUUGCACUUGCUUAAAACUGCAAGUGACUUUUUCAUGAGAUUUCCUUGCAGCAUCUUAUCCCUAGUAAGUUCUUUUUAUGUUCAGCCUUUCCAGUGACUCCAGAUGACCAGCAUCUUCCUUUAAGCUCUCCUUUUCUAGUUACCUUUGCCUUUUCUUAAUUUCUGCUUUAUGUAGCAAUUUCUACUGUGGUAAAUACUGUUAGAUUAGAAAGUGCAUACUAAAUACCAUUCUACUGUCUGUCUAAUCAGUGGCAUACAGUAGCAUUUGGCAGAAGGCUUAUUUAGCUUAGCCUGUGGCCUGUAGAUAGAAUAGGAAGGCACAUUCUAUAGCUGAUUCAGUUUUAUUGUUUUGGUUUUGCAGUGGAACUGACAUGCUGUGCCCAAACAAUGCAGUUUUCAGUAGCGUGCUCAAAGCUCUUUGGAGUAGCUGCGCACUUGGUUGGAUUUUGAAAGUGCUGGAUAUUUCAGCGAGUAAUACUGUAAAUAUUGUUUAACCUUUGUAAUAUUUCUCAAAACUUUUCAAUAAA
This is a messenger RNA of Eublepharis macularius, 1583 nucleotides long. RefSeq names its product ISY1 splicing factor homolog (gene ISY1). Gene Ontology annotation, biological process: generation of catalytic spliceosome for second transesterification step; mRNA 3'-splice site recognition. The transcript is spliced from 11 exons. The record is from RefSeq and is a predicted model, not a curated record. Gene Ontology annotation, cellular component: Prp19 complex; post-mRNA release spliceosomal complex; catalytic step 2 spliceosome. The coding region runs from base 105 to 953 and encodes 282 amino acids. Lineage: Eukaryota; Metazoa; Chordata; Lepidosauria; Squamata; Eublepharidae.